AUGGCUCCAGCUGCAUAUUCAGAUUUAACCAAGGCUUCCAAUGAUUUGCUAAACAAGGAUUUUUACCAUUUAUCAGCUGCUGCUGUUGAUGUCAAAACAGUUGCUCCUAAUGGUGUAACCUUUACUGUCAAGGGUAAAACUACCAAAGACGACAAAAUCGCUGCUUCCGUUGAUGCCAAACACGUUGACAAAGCUACCGGUUUAACCUUGACUCAAGGUUGGAACAAUGCCAACCUCCUUUCCACCAAGAUUGAAUUGGCCGAGUUGUUGACACCAGGUUUGAAAGGUGAGUUGGAUACUUCGAUUGUCCCCAAUGGUGCUAGAAAUGCAAAAUUGAACUUUUUUUACCAACAAUCAGCCGUUAACGCUAGAUUGUUCUUUGACUUGUUAAAGGGCCCAAUCGCUACUGCAGAUUUGGUUGUUGCUCACGAUGGUUUCACCGCUGGUGCAGAAUUGGGCUACGAUAUUUCGAGCGCUAAAGUAAACAAAUACUCUGUCGGUGUUGGUUACUCAAACUUGACCUACAACUUGGCUGCUACCGCUACUUCAAACUUGUCUGUUUUCUCUGCUGCUUAUUACCACAGAGUUUCCCCAUUGGUUGAAGUUGGUGCAAAAACUACUUGGGACUCUGUUAAAUCCUCAAACGUUAAUGUUGAAUUUGCAACUAGAUACGCUUUGGACGGCUCAGCUUUUAUCAAGGCAAAGAUUGCUGAUUCAGGCUUAACUGCAUUGAGUUACACUCAAGAAUUGAGACCUGGUGUUAAGUUAGGUUUGGGUGCUUCCUUUGACGCAUUGAAAUUAGCAGAACCAGUCCACAAAUUGGGAUUCUCCUUGUCAUUUGUGGCAUAA
This is a messenger RNA of Lodderomyces oxycetoniae, 849 nucleotides long. RefSeq names its product porin (gene POR1). Gene Ontology annotation, molecular function: voltage-gated monoatomic anion channel activity. Gene Ontology annotation, cellular component: mitochondrial outer membrane. The transcript has a single exon. The record is from RefSeq and is a predicted model, not a curated record. Lineage: Eukaryota; Fungi; Ascomycota; Pichiomycetes; Serinales; Debaryomycetaceae. The coding region runs from base 1 to 849 and encodes 282 amino acids. Gene Ontology annotation, biological process: monoatomic anion transmembrane transport.